Messenger RNA from Cynoglossus semilaevis (tongue sole), 1757 nucleotides. It is a transcript of the gene mtrf1l, whose product is annotated as mitochondrial translational release factor 1-like. Gene Ontology annotation, cellular component: mitochondrion. Lineage: Eukaryota; Metazoa; Chordata; Actinopteri; Pleuronectiformes; Cynoglossidae. Gene Ontology annotation, biological process: mitochondrial translational termination. The record is from RefSeq and is a predicted model, not a curated record. Gene Ontology annotation, molecular function: translation release factor activity. The coding region runs from base 241 to 1551 and encodes 436 amino acids. The transcript is spliced from 8 exons.
GUAUUUUUAUCCAUAGAAGUUUUCCCUUUUCUGUAGAGGUCACGGUGAGCAAUAGUUUGUGUUUACGUGAAUCAGUGAGAAAUAUUAAUUUCAGUUAUUGCUUCUGAAAUGGUUAAAAUCAUGAUAAUUUGUAGUUUAGUUGUAGGCUUCUUUUACAAACAAUGACGUCAUGUCCAGGUCAGGGCUUAUGAGUCCAUGUAAUAGCUUCGUUUGAGUCAAACCUAAAGCUAAGUUUAUACGAUGUUUUGCAGGAGAGCCCUGGUGGGUUUUCCAAAUGCGAAAUUGUUCUUCUGUGAUAGGUUUAAACACCGCUUUCUAAGAUCACUAAAAUUCCCCAAACACACUAUUCAAUUCCACAAUGGUUGUUACACCAGAACCACAAGAACACUCCACACCAGUGCCCCGUUACUGGGGGCCAAGUUACUGUCCGUGGAUGAGCUUUUCGCACGGAAGUCUCUGCAGGAGCACCUGAAGAAAAUACAGUCGGAGUACAACCAGUGUUUACAGGCUGUCAACCACGGUGGCGCUGAGGAGCAGUGCAGAGAGGAGGAAAUGAGGACCAGGAGGAGCAAGUUGUCCCAGAUGGUCCCACUCAUCCAGAACAUUAUGGAGCUGGACACCAAAUAUAAAGAGAUGGCUGAGAAUGAGGCGCUGCUUAAAGACCCUGCCCUGAAGGAACUGGCUGAGCUGGAAAAAGAAGAGUGUUUACAACAUAUACAAGAUCUGAGAGAGAAGAUCUUGGAUCAGUUGGUCCCUGAAGAGGAGGCUGAUUUGAGUGACCUGGUUCUGGAGGUCACAGCUGGUGUUGGUGGUCAGGAGGCCAUGCUCUUCACUGCCGAGGUGUUUGACAUGUACCAGGGUUUUGCUCAGCAUCAUGGCUGGACUUUUGAAAUCCUGGAGAAUGCACCCAGUGAGAUAGGUGGCUUACGACACGCCUCAGUCAGUAUCAGUGGCUCAGAAAGCUACAAGAGAAUGAAGUUUGAAGCCGGAGUUCAUCGAGUGCAGAGGGUUCCCAAGACUGAAAAACAAGGCAGAAUGCACACCAGCACCAUGACUGUGGCUGUACUCCCCCAACCCACUGAGAUCUCACUCACCAUUAACCCUAAGGACCUGAAAAUAGAGACAAAAAGGGCCAGUGGAGCUGGAGGACAGCAUGUCAACACCACGGACAGUGCAGUCAGGAUCGUCCAUCUGCCCACAGGUGUGGUGGCAGAGUGCCAGAAGGAAAGGUCUCAGCUGAAAAACAAGGAGAAUGCCAUGAAGGCUCUCAGAGCCAAACUGUACGCCAUAAAGUUAGAAGAGGUGACGAGCAAACGCUACAAUCAGCGUAAAAUACAGAUCGGCACCAGGGGGAGGUCCGAGAAGAUCCGCACUUACAAUUUCACCCAGGACCGUAUCACAGACCACCGGAUCGGUAUGACGGUGCAUGAUAUCAAGAGCUUCAUGAUUGGCCAAGAUCUGCUGGAAGAGAUGAACUCCUCACUGCAGGAGUUCUCCAAUCAGGAGGCGCUCAUGGAGGUGCUGGGUGAAAAUGAACGUGAAGGAUUGUGAGUUUCUUUCCAGAGAAGAAGAAAAGGAAGUUUGUGUGAAGGCUCUGUGAGCCAAACUGAGGAGAGAAAUUCUGAAAUUCUUUUGGUUCUUCUUCUUCUGGUUUCGAGGACUUCAAAGACGACAUAAGUGCACCUGCUACAGAUUUGUGCAGCCCAAAAGCUGCAUAAAGUUCAAACAAAUGAUGCUAACAGUGACUAUUAAAAAAA